Sitophilus oryzae (rice weevil) is the source of this 827-nucleotide messenger RNA. RefSeq lists its product as uncharacterized. Gene Ontology annotation, molecular function: odorant binding. Gene Ontology annotation, biological process: sensory perception of smell. Bases 192 to 599 code for a protein of 135 amino acids. Lineage: Eukaryota; Metazoa; Arthropoda; Insecta; Coleoptera; Curculionidae. The transcript is spliced from 3 exons. The record is from RefSeq and is a predicted model, not a curated record.
UCAUUCUCUUAACAACGUAUACAUAAAGUUUAUAUUCUUCUUCGCAUGCUGUGACCACAUUUGAACCAUGAUAAACUCUGUGUUAGCGAUAAAUCCACUGGCUAGUGUAAUUUUCUUAUAGUUCGCAAUAAAGCUAAGGAAAAAGUAUCGAAGACCAAAUUUUGAUCGUACUUUUUUUGAAAAAUAUUACAAUGAAGUGUGUAAUUUUAUUGUGUGUUGUUGUUUUAGUUCUAACGUGUGCUUCAGCGAAGAAACAUAAAGACAAUAAAGAAAUAUCGAUAAAAAAAGCUUAUAAAGAAUGCCAGAAAAACGAAACCACCCAUUUAGAUAAACAAGCUUUAAGAAAAUAUAAAAAGAAGCAAGUGACAACACUUCCUGAAAACUAUGGAGAACAUGUACUAUGUUUAUAUAAAGUGAUGGGUAUUAUUAGCGAAGAUGGAACGAUUAACAAAGACAACUUGAAGAAGAGAAUUGAAAAGAAAGCUGAAACAGAAGACAAUGUAGACCUGAUAUUAGAAGAGUGUGGAGCUAGUCAAUCAGAUCCCAAACAAACUGCAAUUAACUUAGACACAUGCUUGAACAAAAACAAAAUUCAUUAAGAUAAUAUUCAUUACAUUUUUGUUUAUGGAUAUAAAAUUAGAAAUAUAUUUUAAUAUGAAAUAUCAUUUCUUAAACUAAAAAAAUAUAUAUUUAUAAAAGUUGUAAUUUAGGAUAUUAUAGCUGUAGGUGUUACUUUUAAGAUUAAGAAUUUUAUUUAAUUUAAAUGAAAGGAAAGAAAUCGGCAUUAUUCUCUUCUGAUAGCUUAUUGUGUUGAUAAUAUUAUAAUU